UUGAACAAAAAAAAAGUGAAAGAAAAUGGUAUUUUUCAAUUUCCGAGGACGUUGCCAAAAACAACGACGACGACAGCGUUUUAUUUUACUCUAUUCAUAUGGUUGGCUAAAAGUCGUUACGAUUUUAUUUUUUCUUCUCGUUUCAUUAUACAUUGUUGUUGAUAUUUUUCUAAUCAGCAAUAAUUUGUUUGAAUUAGUACCGUCAAAAACCAUCAUCAAGAAUCUUGAAGAUCUAAAUGAAGAAAAAAAUUCAUUUGACAAAAAUUUGGUUGAUGUUGUCUACACAUGGGUGAAUGGAAGCGAUCCAGAAUUGUUUUAUUCAUUGUACAAUACAACAAAUCAAUUAUUUAUUAAUGAAUUGUCUCAAUCAUGUACAGCUCCAGUUUGUGAUCAUCAUUCAUGUGUUCAGUUGCCUAUCGUAAUUGUUCGACCUAAGCUGACCCGACCGAAAAAAUAUCUAACAAAUGUCAUUAGAUUUGAACAUGACAAUGCUUCAUUGGCCAACUAUACAAUAUUGUUUUUUUCUCAUUUAAAAUUCGUUCGAGAAUUCGAUUCCGAUUGUAUUCGUCUUAUCGAUGGAACAAUUUAUAAAUUUUCAGCAACAUUUCUGUCCACAAAUGACCAGAAUAAACAAAGCGAAGCGAUAAUCAAAUUGGAUUCAUUGUUAAUGCUCAGAACCAAAAUAACUUUUGAUAAUCCAGCCAAUGACCCAUUAUUCAAACAUAUCGAUCAAACCCAGAGAUCUGAUUUCCAAUUUAUUAAUCUAAGUCUCAAUCAAAAUGAAUCGAAUAUUUACUUAUAUGCAAAAUUGAAUCCAAAAAUCAACAUAACAAAUUUAACUACUAAGCUUAAAUCUUUGACAAAUUUUGAAAUAGAUUAUCCUAUCAAACUGCAAAUUGCAGAUCGUUUGUUUUUCGAACAUCAAUUGGAAAGAAACGAAAAUAUUUCAAAGAAUAGAUUUUUUGACAAUGAUGAAUUGAAAUAUUCUCUACGUUCAUUACAUCAAUACGCUCCAUGGAUCCGUUACAUUUAUAUUGUGACCAAUGGACAAAUUCCUAGAUGGCUGAAUUUGGAACACCCCAAAAUACGAAUAAUAACGCAUCAAGAGAUUUUCGUGAAUCAGAGUCAUUUGCCAACAUUCAGCUCAUCAGCAAUCGAAUCUCAUAUACAUCGAAUCAAAAAUUUAUCAAAAUAUUUUCUCUAUUUCAAUGAUGAUAUAAUAUUGGGCAAACCAAUCUAUUUGGAUGAUUUUUAUACGAAAAGCAGAGGCUUUCGCAUCUAUCUAUCAUGGCCAGUACCAAAUUGUGCAAGCGGUUGUCCCCUAAAUUGGCUAAACGAUGGUUUCUGUGACAAAGCUUGCAAUUCAUCACGAUGUCUUUGGGAUGGUGGCGAUUGCUUGAACAAUACAAUACCAACAAACACACAGGCAAACAAUUCCGAUAUCAGUCAAAAAUCAAAUGUUCAUCCAUUCUAUUGUGCUUCGAAUUGCCUAACUAAUUGGUUGGGAGAUUCUUCUUGUGAUCAAGUCUGUAAUAAUACCAAUUGUGCAUUCGAUAUGGCCGAUUGUGGUGUGGAACAUUUUCAACAGUUUUAUCAAAUAAUGAUUGAGAUGGAAAAAUAUGAAUAUCAUUAUCCAUCCGAUGCCAGUAUAAUUUAUUUGAAUUUCACUAAACUUAAUGACUAUCGCCAUGAUGGUCGAUCAUUUCCCAUAAAGAUUAUCGAUGCAAGUUAUAAUGUAUCAUUUAUACAUAGCGCCGUUUUGAAUGAACGCCAUCAAAUUUUGGCAUUAAUGUUUGAACAGAAUAAAAUAAAAACCGACCUGAAUCUAAACAUAACGGGAUCAUUUCGAAAAAAGAUUUUCAAUUUCAACAUUUUUAUUCAUCUCGGUAGUGUAGCAACGAAAUCGCUAAUAAAUUAUACAUCGUCACCAUCGUCUUUCAAUUUAAGUUUAGUGAUUAAUGAGGAAAAAUUACGAUAUUCAAAGAUUAUUGAGGAGAAAAAACAUCGUAUCUAUGCUAAACACUAUUCAACCGUAUCGUGUGAUAAUGAUUUCAAAGAUAUUUCAGAUGAAAUCAAGAUGAAAUUCCAUAAAAUCAACAAUCAAUUAGGAGUUGAUUCUGAUCAAAAAAAAUUUUAUUCCAAAGUAAAAAACUUAUAUCAUCAAUUAAUAUGUGAUAUGAAUUUAAAUUUGGAAAAAAUGAGAGAAAAAUUAUCCGAUUAUUUUCAAGAUGAAUUUGUCCGAUUUAGAUCUAGAAAACUUAUGGAUGCCUAUGCUGAUUCAUUGAUAUAUGUGAAUCAUCUUUAUAAUAAAAAAUUCGGGAUCGAAGUUCGAAAAGUUCCCGCUCAUAUGGCACAUUUUAUGGAUCGAGAUAUAAUGUUCCGAUUACAUGAUCGUUUUCAGAACGAGUUUGAAAAAACUUCAUCACACAAGAUUCGUAACAGUUUUGAUAUGCAAUUAGCAUUUUCAUAUUAUUAUUUUCUUAUGAGUGAAACAAAAGAUGUGGCUUUUGAGAAAAUCAUUGCCAACUAUGAUAUCGAUCAUUCCCGGAGUUUGAAUCGAAACGAGCUACAAACAUUGGCCCUUCAUCUUUAUCAUAAGAAUAAUGCUUCGUAUGAACUACAGAAUCAUUUGAAAGAAUGCUGUACCAGCUGUGAUUCGAUCAAUGAUACACGAUCAAUGGUAAUAUAA
This is a messenger RNA of Dermatophagoides farinae (American house dust mite), 2689 nucleotides long. It is a transcript of the gene Gnptab, whose product is annotated as N-acetylglucosamine-1-phosphate transferase subunits alpha and beta. The record is from RefSeq and is a predicted model, not a curated record. Gene Ontology annotation, biological process: carbohydrate phosphorylation; N-glycan processing to lysosome. Gene Ontology annotation, molecular function: calcium ion binding; UDP-N-acetylglucosamine-lysosomal-enzyme N-acetylglucosaminephosphotransferase activity. Gene Ontology annotation, cellular component: Golgi apparatus. Lineage: Eukaryota; Metazoa; Arthropoda; Arachnida; Sarcoptiformes; Pyroglyphidae.